AUGUCGCAAUUGGAUGACCUACAGAAUCGAGAUCUGGCCGAAGAAAUCGAAGCCAUAAACGCCAUAUAUGAACCCGACACCAUCACAUUAGACGGCUCGUCAGCCACAUCAUCAUCCAGCGACAAUGCGCAAACCACGAUAACGCUCCAGCUGCCCGGUCAACCUCAUCUCUCCUUUAUAAUUUCAUUCGGCACUGAAUACCCCGGGACUCGGCCUAAUAUUCUUGGUACGGCAUCUACGGCCGCACGUGGAGAAGGGAAAAUCGCUGUAGAUGUGCUGGAGGACAUUGUGCAACGAACAUGGCAGCCGGGCGCUGUAUGCUUGUUCGACGUGAUUAGUGAAGCGGUGGAGGUAUUUCCUGAAUUGAAUAUCGGUGGAGUCAAGGAUGCUGGUGCCGGAGAAUUACCAUCUGCACAAAAUGGACAGUUAGCAAACCAGACGGUAACACCGGAUAAAUCUACAUCGGCCACUUCGCACGUCGUGGAGAGUUUUGCGGCCCUUUCAAUAAAAGAUGCAUUUGGACUCGAUGCGCCUCCGGACUGGAUUCUCUCCGAUGUGGUAACUGAGAAGAAAUCUGUGUUUCUGGCCAGAGCAGUGCAAGUGUCCGAUCUCACUGAGGCACAGUCUUAUUUGGACUACCUCACUGCUACUGAUAAGAAAGCUGCGGUCGCGUCCCACAAUAUUAGUGCGUGGCGCAUUAAACAAAAGAAGGAUGGGGCUUCGGCGAGUUCAAAUGGAGCUGAGACACAGAUUCAAGACUACGACGACGACGGCGAAACGGCUGCUGGUGCUCGCUUGCUACACGUCAUGCAGUUGAUGGAUGUGUGGAAUGUUCUGGUCGUGGUAUCUCGCUGGUAUGGUGGGAUUCACCUUGGACCGGCACGAUUUCGACUAAUCAACGAUGUUGGCCGCGACGCGUUGGUCAAGGGUGGAUUUGUGCGCAGCGAAAGCUCUGCUAAUGCUGAAAAAGGCAAGAAGAAAGGAAAGAAAUGA
Penicillium angulare is the source of this 993-nucleotide messenger RNA. Its product is annotated as IMPACT family protein. The record is from RefSeq and is a predicted model, not a curated record. Bases 1 to 993 code for a protein of 330 amino acids. Gene Ontology annotation, cellular component: cytoplasm. Gene Ontology annotation, biological process: regulation of translational initiation. Lineage: Eukaryota; Fungi; Ascomycota; Eurotiomycetes; Eurotiales; Aspergillaceae. The transcript has a single exon. Gene Ontology annotation, molecular function: protein binding.